AAGGCAAAAUAAGGACACAAACCGCAGUAGGAUAUUAGGCUGCGCCUGAGCACCUGCUGAGCGGAUGGAGCGCUUUGUUCGUGUUCCCUAUGGCUUGUACCAGGGCUAUGGGAACACAGUACCUUUAGGCCAGCCCGGACUCUCAGGGCACAAACAGCCCGACUGGAGACAAAAUAUGGGUCCCCCCAUUUUCCUGGCUAGGCCAGGGCUGCUGGUGCCCGCGAACGCCCCUGACUACUGCAUGGACCCUUACAAGAGCGCGCAGCUUAAGGCCAUUCUCUCCCAGAUGAACCCCAGCCUGAGCCCGCGGCUGGGUAAAGCCAACACCAAGGAGGUGGGCGUGCAGGUGAGCCCGCGGGUGGACAAGGCUGUGCAGUGCUCGCUGGGGCCUCGCACCCUGAGCAGCUGCUCCUCCUGGGACGUCAGAGAUCCCCGGGGCCCCCUGCCAGCCUGUGGGGUCACUUCGCCUGCCACCGGCCACAGGGGCUUGAUCAGCCUGCGGAGGGAUGAGGAUGACAGGGAGAGCAAGGCACUCCUGGGCCCUGCGGAGGCCAGCCAGCCGCGGUCACCACCACCAAGGUCAGAAGCUGACAGGCAGGAGGAAUCCGGGCAGCUGGAGGAAUCGGGGGAGAAAGACGCCCUGCGCUCUCAGGAAACCAAGAGCAAGCAGGCGCCUGGAGACACUGCCGCCAAGCCGCUCCGGAGGCCUAACUUCCAGUUUCUGGAACCAAAGUACGGCUAUUUUCACUGCAAAGACUGUAAGACCAGGUGGGAGAGUGCUUACGUGUGGUGCAUUUCUGGAACUAACAAGGUUUAUUUCAAACAACUCUGUUGUAAAUGCCAAAAGAGUUUUAACCCUUAUCGAGUAGAAGCAAUCCAAUGUCAGACCUGCUCAAAGUCUCAUUGUUCCUGUCCUCAAAAGAAAAGACACAUUGAUCUAAGGAGGCCUCAUCGACAAGAACUGUGUGGUCGCUGCAAAGACAAGAGAUUCUCCUGUGGCAAUAUUUACAGCUUUAAAUAUGUCGUGUGACUUGUACAGGACCCCUGAGCUCUUCUUGUAACUUGCUGUGCUGUCUUCCUUUUCUGCAACUCGGUUCUGGCAUUGGAAAAUGGACUAGGCUUUUGUACUUUUUGUAGGUUGUGUAACAAUUGUACAAUGAGAAUAGAAUAAAAUAAAUGCAUGUGAACUAGACCAUGAAGGCACAUUAAUUGGUGAUCCUAGGGUAAAAACAUCAAUAUAGAGCAUUGGGAAA
Molecule: messenger RNA, 1253 nt
Organism: Sapajus apella (tufted capuchin)
Lineage: Eukaryota; Metazoa; Chordata; Mammalia; Primates; Cebidae
Gene: ZAR1L
Product: zygote arrest 1 like
Exons: 4
Coding region: 65-1030 (321 amino acids)
Biological process (GO): translation
Cellular component (GO): cytoplasm
Molecular function (GO): mRNA base-pairing post-transcriptional repressor activity
Source: RefSeq, a predicted model, not a curated record